This is a messenger RNA of Megalobrama amblycephala (Wuchang bream), 4967 nucleotides long. RefSeq names its product RAB23, member RAS oncogene family (gene rab23). The transcript is spliced from 7 exons. Bases 538 to 1251 code for a protein of 237 amino acids. The record is from RefSeq and is a predicted model, not a curated record. NCBI's taxonomy places the organism in Eukaryota, Metazoa, Chordata, Actinopteri, Cypriniformes, Xenocyprididae. Gene Ontology annotation, molecular function: GTPase activity; GTP binding.
GAAAAUGGUCUUUUCGGUGGGCGACAGACCGAAAUCACAGAGUGGUCUCCCGCUUCACAUUACUGCUGCCGCGGUCAACAGAUGAGAGACACAGAGUCGUGCAUGACUGUAAACCACGCUAAGACGCUCUUCUGUAUCUGUUCUCAUCUAUAUCUGCUGACAUUUGCUUCCUCAGAGCUCGUUUGACAUUGAUCAUCCAGGCUCAAGCGGGAUUGUUAGUCUAUGUAAGAGAGAGAGAGAGCAGUAAAGGAGGAGGCCACUCCUUUGAUAAACUGAGCGGACUUGAAAAAGCUCUCUUCAUGCAGCUGCUGCUUUGUUAUAUUUACAUCCAGCAGAUGUGUUUGUUCAUAAAUCACUAGAGCUGCGUGUUUGGAUCCUUCUGGAAAUCUCGCGUUUAUCAUUAUUCUCGUGUCGCAUCUUCAAAGACGAAACAAUGUAACCUGGUAACACGAAUGCAGCAGGCUAGAGUUAAGAAGAUCCUACAGCAGCAGCAGCGAGCCGGGUCGAAGUAAAGUGAAAGCCCACACAGAUCCAGCCAUGCUGGAGGAGGACAUGGAAGUGGCCAUCAAGGUGGUGGUGGUGGGGAACGGAGCGGUCGGGAAGUCCAGUAUGAUUCAGAGAUACUGCAAGGGCAUCUUCACCAAGGACUACAAAAAGACCAUUGGGGUCGACUUUCUGGAAAGACAGAUAAUAGUUAACGGUGAGGACGUCAGAUUGAUGUUGUGGGACACAGCCGGACAGGAGGAGUUUGAUGCCAUCACCAAGGCCUAUUACAGAGGGGCGCAGGCCUGUGUGCUGGUGUUCUCCACCACCGACAGAGACUCGUUUGAGGCCAUCAGCAGCUGGAGGGAGAAGGUGGAGAUGGAGGUGGGCGACAUUCCCACCGUCCUGGUGCAGAACAAAAUUGAUCUGCUGGACGACACGGUUAUCAAGAAUGAAGAGGCUGAAGGUCUUGCUAAGAGGCUGAAGUUGAGAUUCUAUCGGACAUCGGUGAAGGAAGAUCUCAACGUCAAUGAAGUUUUUAAGUAUCUAGCUGACAAAUACCUGCAGCGACUCAAGCAACAGUCGGCGGAGGAGACUGAGGUUGUUCACACAUCCAGCAAUAAAAUAGGCGUUUUUAACACUACCGGUGGCUCUCAUCCGAACCAGAAUGCCGGUGAUUUGAACGGCCGUGAGGUCAUAAAUCUGCGACCAAACAAGCAGAGGACGAAGAAAACAAAAAACCCCUUCGGUAGCUGCAGACUGCUGUAGAGCGGCUCCUGAUUCACUGCUGGGGUCAAUGAGCCGCAGGUGACACAAGGCUUCACUAAACAUAAAGAAAAGUCUCUUCAUCCACAGCAGAUCUGUCAUAUUCUGUUUCAUACCAUCAUGGACUCCUGUGGAUGAGUGUGUCUGCUGCGGGUGAAUGUUUGCGCACCAGAGCCCUCUGCUGGCUGCAGCUGCUUCAAACACUAGUUUUUAACUUAGAUGGUGACUUUCUGCACCAAUAGCAGCAUCAAUCAGAAUUGCAUAAAAAAUAUGACACAUAAUGUUCUACUGGCACAGAAGUGACUUGACUGUGUCCUUAAAGUCAAAAACAACCCUUAUAGUGAUGGUAAAUUGGAGUCUUUUAAGCUAUUUUUGUAUCAAAAUGGAAAUCUUUUGGACACUGCCCGUCCUCUAAUUUUAACAAUGAUUGUGGCUCAAAAUUUAAAUGAGAAGCGAAUAUAUUUUCUCACAGAUGUGCAUUAUUUGAUGUGGUACACAGCAGGGUAAUAUUCAGAUUUUCUCUAAUGAGAAUAAUUACAAAAGAAAAAAAUCAGAUUUUUAACACACCAUUUGUGCUUUUGGACUGUUCAUCGUUUGUGCAAUAUGUUAGUAUCGAUGGAGAUGCAUCAUUUGCAAUCUUCCCUUAAAAGUAAAGUUCAUUUGUUUCUUAUGAACAGUGUCAUGAAGUUCAACCCGUAUGUACUUAUAGGUAUUUUUGUAUGAAAAAAUGUAGUAAUGACUUACUUAAAUCCACAACAUUUAACACAGUGCCAAAAUGUUUCUAAACUCUACGUACUUGUAAGAAAUGUAAAUAGCGUUAGUAAAUGGUUGAACAAGUCAGAUUUUUAGAUAUUGUUUCAAAUGAAAUCAACAUCCUUGAUAUGCAUCACCAUGCUCUUCUGAGACUUUGUCAUAUUCUAACUCAAUACCAAAUGCAAGAGAUGGAAUUAUAUAAACAUGUUCUUUUGGAAUAAGGAAGUUUAAUUUUUUUUUUUUUUUUUUUUUUUUUUUACUCAUUUUCUGACAACUGGCAAUGCUGUCAGAUAUUACAGCAUAUAACAUACACUCACUGCUAGGGCUGGGCGAUAUAGCUACUAAAAAUAUAUAGAUAUUAUAAGCCUUUUGAAGUUAUUCAACAUUCUACUUAAUAUAUAUACAUUUACUUUGAAGUUUUUUCAGUCGGUCACUUAUACUGUUUUAAACUAAAUUAACAUAAUUACAACUUUGUUGCUGUGAUAUACGAAAACGGUUUCGUCUAUCAACACGAAAUCCAUAACUUUUGGCCGGCACAGUCUGAAGAUGAUACAAUUCGAUUUUGGUGAAAAACGAACAAACGGUCUAGAAAGGAGUUCAAAAAAGUAGGUUUUGAAAGAAAAUCAAAAUGGCAGACAGGAAGUUUGACAAAAUAUGAAGAAUGUUCUCGGCAUGACCCAAGGAAUCUGUUAAGAGCAUUAAAAUAGGUUAAUUUAUUCAAAAGUUAUUAGCAUUUUUGUAAAUUUCAUUAUAACUUUUGACCACAAGGUGGCUGCCCUGAAACUUUUUGAGUACUGUCAGGGCAUAGUGCCAAAGACACAUAUGCUUAUGUAUUCAUAAAAUACAGCAUUUUAUGACAAAAUUAAAAAUUGCUGACACCCAAAAUGGCCAAUAUGGGAUAUCAAAUGGCCAUCCCCAAGUCUAACAAGACCACUUUUAUGAUUUUUGGACAAACCGUUCAGAUGUUAUAAGCAAAAAUAGGCAUUUUUCAUAUAUCCGGACCAGUAGGUGGCGUUGCGUCGAAAUGCAGCAUGUUACCUCAGGUCAUGCUUGUGAUGACAUGGACCAAAGUUUGGUUUGAAUAUGAUAAAAUGUUGAGGAGAUACAGCCUUAGUUCUAUUUUCGCAAGUGCUACGUAAAAUUUGUUAGCAUGCUUUUCAUAAACCAUAACUUUUUGUCGGCAUGGUCUGAAGAUGAUCUGAUUCAGUUUUCAUAAAAAUUGUAGGUAAAUUGUAGGAAAAAGUAGGUUUUUCUUAAAAUUUUUCAAAAAACAAAAAUCGAAAUCUAAAAACAAUAAAAAUCUAAUUGGCUUGGUGUAAUUGAAUCGGCUUGAGGAAUGGAAUCAGAGGAAAAAAGAAUUUUAUUUCUAAACAAACUUUUUGUUUCUUUUUUCUUUCCCUUACAUUUCAAAAGUUAUUAACAUAAACGUGAGUUUAACUUUGGUCAGGUGGUGGAGCUAGAGGGAUUGAGAUAUAGAGAUAGAGACUCCAAAUUUGCUAUGGUGACACAUCAGACUGUCUUCCAUCAGUGUUUCACAACUUUUUACCAUACGGGUCUAUGGGCUGCCAUAGACUCGAGCGGAAACGCCAACAAUUACAAGAGAUGCCUACGCACCUUCGACGCUUGGCCCCUAAUUAUAUUUACUCAUUUUCAUUCAUCUUGCACCUAUGUAAUAAAAAAAGAAACAUCAGUAUUUAUUUACAUAUUGUUUUGCUACUUAUUUACUAAAGCAUUUUAAUCCUUAAAGGUGCAAUGUAAAAUUUGGGAGGAUCUAUUGACAGAAAUGCAAUAUAAUAUACAUAACUAUGUUUUCAGUGGUGUAUAAAGACCUUACAUAAUGAACCGUUAUGUUUUUAUUACCGUAGAAUGAGCCUUUUUUAUCUUAUACACCGCGGGUCUCUUCUCCAUGUCAAGUCGUCAUUUUGUGCUGCCAUGUUUCUACAGCAGCCCUAAACGGACAAACACUCUACAGAGUAUGUUUAGUCACUCUCUUGUUUUUCUUCUAAAUCUCUCGUGUUUUUAGAGGCAGCUUGCAUUGUCACUACAUUGAAUAUGCAUGAAGUAGCAGUAGUAGUAGUAGUCGUCUGGUUUAGAAGCACAUGAAAACUACAUGUAAUGCGAUAAGCAAUUUGACUGUCCACACUAGAUACGACGCGACAAUGAGAAGCGAAAAAAUCAAUCAAAAACCACAGCCAAUCAGAAGAGUGUUUGCGGGCUCUCUUGGCAAGAGCACCGCAGACACAAUGAAAUGGGUAAAAUUCAUAAAUAUUACACCAUUUAAACAUUAUUUAAAGUAUAUACUGAGUGACUGAAACAAUCUUUGUCAUAGAAUACACUUGUUUGUUCUCAUUGACAGUUUGAAUGUUCUUGUGCCCAUUUAUUUAUUUUCAAGAUCUGAGGUGAAUUAGCCAGUGUUGUUUUCAUUACAGCUGAAAAGCUGGUACGAUAUUCACGAUAUUCACACUCGCAUAGACGCUUUUAACAUUAAAUAAAGCACAUAAACAGUACCUGAUAUUAUCAUUGCCAUACUUUGUGGUGGUGUUCCUGCUGUAACGUCACUGAGAAAUAGAAUCCGUUUCUAAAAUAGAAUCAUCAUGUGUUGCCCUCACGGCUGGUUAGGACAAAAACUCAGAUUAACAUGGAAAAGAUACCUUUUAUCGUGUGGCGUCACGUCGAGUGUAGUUAGGACACGGUGUUAGAAGUAAGAAGAAACCUCAUUGCUUGACUGGCUAACGUCUGCUCUCUCAGACAACGACAUCUUUGUCUUGUGUCGGCCAGACGGCCACCAUAGCUUCUCUGUUUUGCUUCAGAGGGAGGAGUGAGCAGUUUGCAAUCUCACCACUAGAUGCCGCUAAAAUUUACACACUGCACCUUUAAAGGGCGGGAACAUUUAAAGGGUUACUUCAGGAUUUAGCAUUAAGCUUUGUAUUAGUAGAAUACCACUAGUAUUUUCGAAUUAGCGUGCU